Molecule: messenger RNA, 1020 nt
Organism: Dermacentor silvarum
Lineage: Eukaryota; Metazoa; Arthropoda; Arachnida; Ixodida; Ixodidae
Product: elongator complex protein 6
Exons: 2
Coding region: 118-930 (270 amino acids)
Biological process (GO): tRNA wobble uridine modification
Cellular component (GO): elongator holoenzyme complex
Source: RefSeq, a predicted model, not a curated record
AAGAGCAGACGAGCGAUGGCAAAUGCGCAAAUGGCGCCCUGCUGCUUGCUUUACGUGCGACUCCUGUAAAAGUGGAACUCGUCUGUGCAAGAAAAGGUUGCUGAUCUUAACACCACGAUGUUCUUAGAACUUAACACGUUUCUUGACUUUGACAACAAGUCGCUACCGAGGCGCUUUGUCGUCAUCACCAGCGACGACAUGGUGGAGCACACGUUCGUGCUCAAUCACAUGCUCAUGCUGUACCUGAAGACUGGCCGCAGGGUGUUCCAGCUCAAUUUCGUCAACGACGACGCUUUCUUCGCUAGCGUGUGUCAAAAGUUGGGCAUCAACCUGAGAACUUACGCCGCUAAGAACGCCUUCUACAGCUUCAGCUGCCUCAGGCUUCUGAAAGACCUCGUCAGAAGUUCCUUCUCCGACAGCUCGCACCCGUUCGCCUUCCUGACUGCACCGGCGUCCGCGCACUGCGACGACGACCGACUAUCCGUUAUGCGGUGCCAAAUUCUAGACGAGCUGCGCCGCUUUGUCGGCGACGACGUGUCGAAAGGCGAGGUCCUCGUCCUGGUAGACGACGUCUCGAGCUUGCUGAACUUUGGUCUCGGGUACCGGGAAAUCGCGGGCCUGAUCCACUCGCUCAGAGUCGACCCUCUCAUCCGCGACCGGGGCACGGUCGUCGCGGGCACGAAAUUCUGCGCCCGCGACGACGACGCGGACUGUCACCGGCUCUGCACGUACUUGUCUCACCUUGCCGAUGCCACGAUUGACGCGCGGGGUCUCUCCACGGGACACUGCCGAGACAUCACGGGACAGAUUUCCAUCACAAGAACGAGCAAUACGCAGCUGCCAAUGACGAAGAAAAUGCAUUUCCGGCUCGAAGACAGAGGUGUCAAGCUCUUUCCUGUCGGCCUUAACAAGAUGCCGUUGCACGUCUGAAAUCACUGUCCACACCACCAGGCACGUGAGGCCAACAAUAUUUAUUGAUACUAUUGCUAUGAAAUAAAUACAUAGAAUGUUGAACAAAAA